CCCUGCUGGGGCAACCGAAUAGCCUUCUUAUGCCGCUCAGCGCAGAAGAAAAUUGAGUCGCAGCCCGCUCUUUUUUUUUUAUACACAGUAUGGCGGCAUGGAGAGGCUCUUGCCACGUUUGCUGUGCCCUUCUUUUUUUUUUAAAAAGAAAAUAUGCUUUCUACAAGUAGCGCCGAUAAUAAAGACGAUCUCUACAACAAUCCUUUUGCUUCGUCGUCUGACCGUGAACCACUAUAUGUUGAGCCGGAUUUGGACUUGGCUGGCCAAUCGACAACGCGUGCAGCAAAAUCUAAUGAAGCCAAUCCUUUUGCCUCCAAUAACAACACCAACACUACCUAUAAUCAUGCUAGCCAGCAACUGAGUGGUAGCAUUGGCUCCACGUCGUCGUCAUCAGCUCCUCCUCCACACCAUUUCUAUCACGAAGCAACUUAUUCCGGCCAAGACACGUUGGAUGAACCCGUUUCUACCACCAUUUUACGCGACUUGAAACAAGUGGCAAAAAAGCUUCAACAAGUAUUGCAUCCUAAAGGAGAUCGAAACGUAUUACGAGACUGGGAUCUGUGGGGACCACUCAUUUUAUGUCUUUCUUUGGCCAUAAUAUUGAGUGGAAGUGCACCUGGAGAACAAGCCGUAUCCAUUUUUACGGGCGUGUUUGUCAUUGUCUGGCUCGGUGCAGCCGUCGUCACGCUUAAUGCCAAGCUACUAGGUGGUGCAGUGUCAUUUUUCCAAUCUGUCUGCGUCCUUGGUUACUGUCUGUUUCCUCUUGUUGCUGCCGCAGUCGUAGCAUUGUUUGUUGACAUUAUCUGGGUGCGAUUGCCCUUGGCUAUUACUACCUUUCUCUGGUCCACUUAUGCUUCUAUUGGUUUCUUGUCAGAGUCUGAAGUACAUUUGCGCAACCGGCGUGCGCUGGCGGUCUAUCCAUUAUGUCUCUUUUAUCUUAUCAUUUCCUGGCUGAUCUUGGUUUCAUAAAUAAAAAGUUUUCGAAAGUGUGCAGGAACAAACAAGGAGAGUGGUGUUUCUUUUGAGAACGAGGAUUAUAAAAAAAGUAAAAUUAUC
This is a messenger RNA of Zychaea mexicana, 1056 nucleotides long. RefSeq names its product Yip1 domain-containing protein. Lineage: Eukaryota; Fungi; Mucoromycota; Mucoromycetes; Mucorales; Lichtheimiaceae. The transcript has 7 exons. The record is from RefSeq and is a predicted model, not a curated record. Gene Ontology annotation, cellular component: membrane; trans-Golgi network. Gene Ontology annotation, biological process: endoplasmic reticulum to Golgi vesicle-mediated transport. Bases 154 to 969 code for a protein of 271 amino acids.